Messenger RNA from Microplitis mediator, 3086 nucleotides. RefSeq names its product exportin-2 (gene Cse1). Bases 146 to 3043 code for a protein of 965 amino acids. Gene Ontology annotation, cellular component: nuclear envelope; cytosol. NCBI's taxonomy places the organism in Eukaryota, Metazoa, Arthropoda, Insecta, Hymenoptera, Braconidae. The record is from RefSeq and is a predicted model, not a curated record. Gene Ontology annotation, biological process: protein export from nucleus; protein import into nucleus. Gene Ontology annotation, molecular function: nuclear export signal receptor activity; small GTPase binding. The transcript is spliced from 10 exons.
GCAAAAUGCCGGCUUAAUUUUACACAAAUUACUCGUAUUCGUAUGUUUUAUUAUUUUAUACUAUUCUUGCAUUAAAAACAAAUUAUUUAGAUACACAAAUUAGAUUUAAUUGAAAUAAAUACUCAAUUAUUAUUAAAUAAUUAAAAUGGAAAUAGAAGAACGUAAUAUACUAACUUUAAGUAAUUACUUAAAACAGACACUUAGUCCUGACGUAAAUAUUCGUCGUCCAGCUGAAAAAUUUUUAGAAUCAAUAGAAACAAAUCAAAAUUAUCCAGCUUUACUGUUACAUUUGAUUGGUAAACAAGAUUAUGAUUCAACAAUACGAGUUGCUGGUGCUGUUGCAUUUAAAAAUUACAUAAAACGUAAUUGGAAAGUUGAAGAAGACAUGCCAGAUCGAAUACAUGCAGCAGAUCGUGAUGCAAUUAAAAAAUUAAUUGUAAAUUUAAUGUUACAUUCGCCUGAUUCAAUACAAAAACAAUUAUCAGACGCCGUAUCAAUAAUUGGACGUUAUGAUUUCCCGGACAAGUGGCCUGAUUUAAUUGAUCAGAUGGUGGAAAAAUUUAAUACUGGAGAUUUUCAUAUUAUCAAUGGUGUACUUCAUACAGCACAUUCACUAUUCAAACGUUAUCGUUAUGAAUUUAAAAGUCAGAGUUUAUGGACAGAAAUUAAAUUUGUUCUUGACAAAUUUGCUAAGCCUCUCACUGAUUUAUUUCUCGCAACAAUGAAUUUAACAGAUGUCCAUGCAAAUAAUAACGAAGCACUUAAAGUGAUUUAUAAUUCAUUAACUAUAUUGUCAAAAGUAUUUUAUUCACUAAAUUUUCAAGAUUUACCAGAAUUUUUCGAAGAUAAUAUGGAUCCAUGGAUGAGAAAUUUCCAUCGUUUAUUAACAGUUAAUGUACCAGCAUUACAAACAGAUGAUGAUGAUGAACCUGGUGUUAUUGAACAAUUAAAAUCACAAGUUUGUGAUAAUAUUGUUUUGUACGCACAAAAAUACGAUGAAGAGUUCCAAAAAUACGUCCCACAAUUUUUGGAUGCUAUUUGGAAAUUACUAAAUACUACUGGGCAACAAGCGAAAAAUGAUACGGUAAUAUCUAAUUCAUUGCAAUUUCUUGUAACUGUUGCCGAUCGUGCUCAUUACCGUACUCUCUUCGAAGAUCCUGAAACACUUCGCAAUAUCUGUACAAACUUAAUAACUCCAAACAUUGAAUUCCGUGAAUCAGACAAUGAAUUAUUUGAAGACAAUCCCGAAGAAUAUAUUCGUCGUGAUGUUGAAGGAAGUGACGUCGAUACAAGACGUCGUGCUGCUUGUGAUUUAGUUAAAGUACUUGCCAAAUAUUUUGGCGCUAAAGUUAUGGACAUUUUCGGCGUUUAUGUUAUGCAAAGAUUAGAAGAGUAUGCCAUAAAACCAGUUGAAAAUUGGCGUAAAAAAGAUGCUGUCAUAUAUUUGGUUACCAGUUCUGCGAGUAAAGGCCAAACACAAAAACAUGGUGUCACUCAGAGUAAUGAAUUCGUGCCGAUUCCUCAGUUUGCAAGUCAGCAUAUUUUAACAGAACUAGCCAAACCUAAUGUUAAUGAAUUGCCAGUUAUUAAAGCGAGUUCAAUUAAAUUUAUAAUGACAUUCCGUUCAAUUUUACCCCGUGAAAUUGUUGUCAGUUGUCUUCCGGAUAUUAUUAGACAUUUAGGAGCAUCAAGUAUCGUUGUGCAUACUUACGCAGCGUGUGCAAUUGAUAAAAUAUUGUCACUCAAAAAUCCUGAUCAUUCGUCACUAGUUAAAGUUGAAGAAGUACUGCCAUUAGCGUCAAAUUUAUUGAAUGGAUUAUUUAAUAUUUUGUCAAUGCCAAAUUCAGAUGAAAAUGAAUACGCGAUGAAAGCAAUAAUGCGUAGCUUUGGUGUUUUGAAAGACAAUAUAUUACCUUAUCUUGGUGAAUUACUACCAAAAUUGACUGAGAAAUUGACAAUUGUUGCGGGUAAUCCAAGUCGUCCUAAUUUCAAUCACUUUUUAUUUGAAACUCUCAGUUUAUCUAUAAGAAUUGUUUGUAAGUCAAAUAUGGCUGCCAUAGAAUCAUUUGAAGCUGUAUUAUUUCCAAUAUUUCAAGGAAUACUUACUCAAGAUAUUCAAGAAUUUAUUCCAUAUGUUUUUCAAAUACUUGCAUUGUUACUGGAAUUAAGAGCAGGCUCUGAAGUUCCUGAAAGUUACAUGUCAUUAUUCCCCUGUCUUUUGGCACCGUCUUUGUUUGAUCGUCAGGGAAAUAUACAUCCAUUAAAUCGUUUACUGCAAGCUUACGUUAAUUUAGGGGCACAUCAAAUAAUUGCGCAGGAUAAAACCAGUGGAUUAUUGGGAGUUUUCCAGAAAUUAAUUGCAUCUAAAGCAAAUGACAAUGAGGGAUUUUUGUUAAUGCAAGCAAUCAUACAGCAUUUUCCACCUGAAACACUUCAACCAUAUGUAAAACAAAUCUUUGUCUUACUAUUUCAACGGUUGUCAUCCAGCAAAACAACAAAAUUUGUAAAAAAUUUGAUUGUUUUCUUUGCAUACUACAUAAUUAAAUACGGAGCAACAAAUUUCAUCCAAAUAAUUGACGAUAUUCAGCCUCAAAUGUUUGGUAUGGUCGUCGAACGUGUAAUUAUAGCCGACUUACAAAAAGUAUCCGGUGAUAUCGAACGUAAAAUAGCAGCCGUUGGUAUUUCAAAUAUAUUAACUGAUUGUCCGGCAAUGAUUGAAAGUUCAUAUAAUAUUUUUUAUCCAAAAUUACUGGCAAGUUUGAUCGAAUUUUUUGAAUUACCACAAGACAAUACUGUUAAUGGUGAUGAUUUUAUACCAGAAGUUGACGAUAAUCCUGGUUAUCAAGCUGCUUACAGUCAAUUAAUUUGUGCUAAAAAUCCUAAGAAAGAUCCAUUGGAAGCAAUUGUUGAUGUACGAUUACAUUUAGUCCAAGGACUCAGUAAAUUACAACCAGCACAAUUGAACAAUAUAUUACAACAACUUCCUCCAGCUAAUGCAAUGCAUCUGAAAAAUUAUCUCCAAUCUGCCGGCAUCAAUAUUUAAAUAUUUAAUUAUUUUUCAAUAAUUAAUUAAAAUAAAAAAUAAA